Molecule: messenger RNA, 7117 nt
Organism: Leucoraja erinaceus (little skate)
Lineage: Eukaryota; Metazoa; Chordata; Chondrichthyes; Rajiformes; Rajidae
Gene: usp42
Product: ubiquitin specific peptidase 42
Exons: 20
Coding region: 1446-5768 (1440 amino acids)
Biological process (GO): regulation of apoptotic process; protein deubiquitination
Cellular component (GO): nucleus; cytosol
Molecular function (GO): cysteine-type deubiquitinase activity; cysteine-type endopeptidase activity
Source: RefSeq, a predicted model, not a curated record
CGCCCGACUCGUUCAGCGCUGGAGUCAUUUUAAAAUCAGCUUCUAAAGCCGUCAACGCCGACAACGGGGACGGAUUUCAUGUAGGUGACAGGUAAAAGAAAGCGGUUUAUUUUUAUGUAUAAAAGUGGUCCUUAAGAUACCUUUAGUUCACAUUUUAAGUUGCGAAACGGUGAUUUAGUCCCCAUACCAACCGGCAUGCAGAUAUGGGGAUCUAAAUCACUGCAAACCGCAAUGAUCCAAAUGGUCGCGUUCCAGAAAAACCCACAGGCAAGUUGAUUUAAAUGGCCAUUAAUUUACAGGUAUUAAACAUUAAAUUCCUUCCAUUUGGCCUAUAAAUCCAUGACAAUGAGAUUUAAAAAUUAUGUUAUAUUGUGAAUUAUUGUGUGAAUGUUAUUUGGACACUUAGGCUAUUUAAAAAUGUUAAUCUAUUCUUAAGAAAUUAAUAGAUGUUCAGAUCUAGUAAUUAAAUUUUGUAAUUAGCUACAAUUAGGUAACUAACUAACUAUAUGCUUUAAUUUCAAGUCAUCUAAGUAAGAUUGUUUCAUAUUUGUUUCAGAAUGCUUCAAUCUAUAAUAACUGAAAAUUUAUUUUAGUUCUCUUAAUUUUUAAGAAAGUUAUAGCCAUUUGACUGUCGUCGAUCACAACUUUUGUGUUAAGUCAAUGGAAAAGCAAUAGAGAACAAGAUGCUAAUUUCCAAGUAUGAAAAUGGCCAUAACUUUUUUAAUACUGAAGAUAUGAAAGUGAAUUAGGUGACAAAUUAAACUUCUUUUUAUGCUUUAUCUGAUGGGAUAAAUUACAGUCUUGAUUUUUAAAAUCUCAAAAUUUUGUAACAUUGCUACAUGUUCCAGCUACACUAGUCAUGUUCCAGCUACACUAGUCAUGUCCUAGCUCCACUAGUCAUGUUCCAGCUCCACUAGUCAUCUAUUUGCACAUAAUCAACUCCCACAUAUCACAGAACCAGAAUCAUCGCAGCCCACUGCAGUCGUAUGAUUGUAAUAUUCUCCUUCCAGCUACAGCGGCGCUGCCGAGCAUCUUUUCGGUUGCAGUGUCCUCCUUUCAGCAGUGGCAGGCGCUGCCGAGCAGUUACUGUGACGAGGCUGACACCGCAUUGCUGCGUCGUUGUCCUCUCGGCGGCGGCGGCGCUGCCGAGCAGAACAGCUCUACCGCUCCUUGCUGCGACAGCGCACGGCUGCAACCGGUGUCAUCCCGGCGGCGGCGGCGCUGCCGAGCAGUUCCUCCGCUCCUUGCUGCGAUAGCGCACGGCUACAGCGUUGUCCUCCAGGCGAUGGCGGCGCUGCCGAGCAGCUGCUCCACGACCCCGCGGUGAAUUGUGGGCCGGGCCGCGGUGCCCGGAUGCGUUUGAUUGUGAGCUCGCCCCGUGUCGUAAUCGUUGAGGGGGUAAAGCGUUCACCGCCGUCGUGAUGGAAACACUCGCGAAAUGAAUAAUGACCAUAGUUGAUAAAGUGACUGAGGCCUCGAACACAGCAGCUUGCAAGAACCAGAUCUGCAGCUCUGUGGCACCUUUCUCUGGAAUCGCCAAAGAGAAGAAUAUGGAGCCAGGAACAGCAAGUUGGGGUGCAACAUCUCCUAUUACUGAGGUACCCAAGAACAAAAUCUUAGGACCUAUGCCUGGAGCUGCUUUAUACACCAAUGCAAUGUCUCUACAAGAGAAAUCAAAGCAACCAGUGCAAAAAGAUCAAAAUGUGCUGGGCAGUGGCGAUGGGAUAGCACCCCCACAGAAAGUAUUGUUUCCAGCAGAGAAGAUUUUGUUGAAAUGGCAGCAAAUCCAUAAAAUUGGAGCUGGCCUCCAAAACCUGGGCAACACCUGUUUCCUAAAUUCUGCUCUGCAGUGCUUGACCUACACGCCGCCACUUGCAAACUACAUGCUGUCCCGAGAACAUUCCAGAACAUGUAACGAACAGGGUUUCUGUAUGAUGUGCAUGAUGCAGAACCAUAUUACCCAGGUCUUUUCCAAUUCUGGAAAUGUUAUCAAGCCUAUGUCCGUCAUUAAUGAUCUCAGACGAAUAGCUAAACAUUUUCGAUUUGGAAACCAGGAAGAUGCACAUGAAUUCCUCCGUUACACAGUGGAUGCUCUCCAGAAAGCAUGCCUAAAUGGAAGCAACAAAUUGGACAGACAAACACAGGCCACUACAAUGAUAUAUCAAAUUUUUGGAGGUUACUUAAGGUCGAGAGUUAAAUGCUUAAACUGCAAAGGAGUUUCUGACACAUAUGACCCAUAUUUGGAUAUUGCUCUGGAAAUAAAGGCAGCACCAAACAUCACAAAAGCUCUGGAGCAGUUUGUGAAGCCUGAGCAGCUUGAUGGAGAAAAUGCCUACAAAUGUACCAAGUGUAAGAAAAUGGUGCCUGCCUCAAAGAGAUUCACCGUCCAUCGAGCAUCAAAUGUGUUGACGCUCUCUCUAAAACGCUUUGCUAACUUUACAGGUGGAAAGAUCACAAAGGAAGUACGGUAUUCUGAGUAUCUGGACGUUCGGCCCUAUAUGUCCCAGUCAAAUGGAGAGCCAGUUGUGUAUGCCUUGUAUGCAGUAUUGGUACAUUCAGGCUUCAGCUGUCAUGCUGGCCAUUACUACUGCUACAUCAAGGCAAGUAAUGGACAAUGGUACCAGAUGAACGAUUCUCUUGUAUCCACAAGUGACAUCCGAUCAGUGCUGAAUCAACAAGCUUAUGUGCUGUUUUACAUCAGAUCGCAUGACACAAAAAAUGGGACAAAGCAUUCGAAUCACAUGGGCCAGUCAUCUCCAAGGCCGCCUGUCAAUCAGAGGUUGACCAACAACCAAGCUCUCACUGGAUUUAUUGGACCACAACUCUCCCCACAAAUGACCAAGAAAUCAAAUCACUUAACGAAUGGGAACUGCACUGUGAAAGAUAUUCACAGUAACGCAGCAGCCGGCACGAGUGGCAGCAGGACAAUUUCUACACCUCCUGGGCCCUCUCCGGGUCGGUUACUGCCCAGGCCCACCACCUUGCCCGAAUCGUCCAAACGGCAAAAGCUUUCCUUCAGUAUACAACCUUCCAAGCCAGGGACGAGACAGGCCCAGCCCCCGACCAAGCUCCACAGUAGUCCGUUGGAUAACCUUUACAAGGCUCCGUCAACAGCUUCCCAUACCAGUGUUUCACCUUCUACCUCGGGAACCUCAGCUGCUGCAACCCCACCCUCCAUUCCACCUGCUGCUACCGUCGUUGCCACUCAAUCUGUGGAGUCCAACGCUGCCUCUUCUCACUUAAUGGUGAACGGUCAGCCCAAGGGACCUGCCAGUUCUUUAGUUCCGUAUAACGAGGAAUCCUCGGAGGAAUCUGAUGAAGAGCCCAAGGGCUUGAUUAAGGAGAAUGGCUAUGCAAAGUCCCUGAAUAGAGCAGUUAAUGGAACUGGACCCAGCACGUAUCUCAAAAUGAAUUCCAUGUCUGCAGCCACCAGUGAUGACUCUUGCCCAAAAAUGCCGUCUGAGAUGGAUGCCACUGAUGCACUUAGGGGCACAAGGGAUCAUGGCAGGCAUCAGGCAUCUGAACCCAUUGUUCCUCAGAUGCUGUCUGCAGAUUGCCCUGCAAAUGGUUUAUCUGCAAAGGAAUCACCAUCCGCUGUUGAAGUCUGUCCUUCUGUCCAGAACCCAAACAUAGAAAACAUAAUGUUCAACUCUACAGGCAGAAAAAAUGGCUAUGAAGAAGCCAGGGGAAAUGAACACCACUUGGUUCUCCUAUCAAAAAGCAGUUCUGCAAUAAAUCACAGUGGUGGUGGUGGUGAUGCAGACACAGUCCAAACGUGUUUGACGAAGAAAGAAUCGAGCUUGAGUUCCACGUUGCAGGAAGCAGCUGAUGGAAUGUCUACAUUAUCCCCAGUUGAUCCCUGUAAAGGUAACGGCGAUUUUCAGAGAAAGGCUGAUGACUGCUGUGUUCCCAGCAGUAUCCCCAUCAAACGGAGUCCUGUUCACAAUGCACAAACCAUCCAGGAGAAAACUGACAGUGAGAAACAAACUGAAGAGAGAAUCAAACAGAGUCAGAGUAAAAAGGUCUGGGCAAUGGACCACACAACCAAUGGACACAGUUUUGAAAAUAAUAAACAGGCCAGCCAAGAUCCUGCCAGUAAAUUGUCGGAAAUGGAAAAUCACCAAAUUAAACCUCAAUCUGAUUCCAACCAUAAAGGCGUCUUGGAAAGUGGGAUCCAAACAAAUGCGGUCCACGCUCAUAACAAGGCAAAUAUAAGUCAAGAUGAUACUUCUCCAGCAGGGAAAUACGAUCAUUCAACUGAGAAACAUCAGAUUGAUAGGGAAACGGAUGAUCAAAAGAAGAAUUGGGUGUUUGAGGAAAAUGGCCGACUUGUCAACAAAGUUCGGCUUCAGAAAGAGGGUAUCACAAAGGAAGCACACCAGAAACCAGAGCAGGAACCAACUGGGUUAGUUAUCGCAACUGUCAAGGAGAGCUCUAAUCAAAAUAAGAACAGCAAUUCAGAACUUGACAAUACUUACAAAACUGCAGCCCUUUCACCAGUCAUAGUUACAGUUGGUCCAGAGGAAAGGAGGAUUCAGGAGAAGGAGAGCACUGUUACUGUCCACGCAGAGCCUCUGAGUAGGGCAUCGACCUGCGAAGAGAAAGGUAGACUAUUGCAAAGGGAUAAUUACAAGGGUGACUCCAACUACAGGCACAGGUCCAGGGAACGAAGAGAAAGGAGGUUAUCUCAAAAUGAAACAGAGGUUGAAAAAUCAAGUUGCAGUUACAGUAAUUCGUCUCACAAAGUAGACCAUCAAGAUGGGAGAAUUGAUAAAUAUCAAAGAGAUAAUGACUGUCCAUCUGACAGGCACAGUUACUGCAAUUCAAAGCCACUGCAGUCUUCCCAUCACUCCUAUCAGGAUAAUCUUCACAGAGAGAAAUUCAGCUCUGGUUCCACAGGGAAGUCGUGGAGCAAUCAGUUUGAGUACAAUGGACUGGAAUACAGAGGCGAACGUAAAAGGAAAUGCUGCGACAGCGAGACCGGUGACAGUGAUGGCGAACGGAAAUGGAAACGGUUCUCCCGGGAUUUGCAAUCCGAAGAGAGGAGAAUGAAAAGGCACAGGAAAUCAAAGAAGAGAAAGGAGUCAAAAGACAAACACAAAGAUAGAAAUCAUAGGCAACAUCCGUUGCAUACGUCCGAACUAAGUUCUGGAACUGACGAACGAAAACACAGGAAAAAGAAAAAGAAGAAGAAGAAGAGGAAGCGACAUCACGAUGACAAAGACAGCCAUUACCAAAAAGAUCACCACCAUUCCAGGAAGCACCAGGGUGUGAAAUCGGCCAACGUUACAGGUGACCGGGAGCGCAUCUGUGAAGCAGCCCAAAGCAGCUGCCCUGAAGAUAAGAUGCACAGAUAUAAACCCACGUGCGACGACCGAAUGCAACAGAAAGCUAAAGCUGCACAUGCAGACGACAAGCAGAACGGUCCUCACCUCCACGGCAGAGAGGAAAUAUUGAACGAGCAUAAUGGAGGCAUUAGCAGGCAUCUUCCAGACCAUACUGGAUCCGGAUCGAUUUCCGACCGUCACACUGAGUGGACCAGGACGAGGUUGGAAAACGGCACUGAUUUAUACAGACAUUCAAAACCGGAUAAAGAACACUUACGAGAAAAACACUACUCGCACAGUUACAAGGAAUGCUGUCCCGUAGAUAACAGGAGCAGUUUUUCUGGUGUUAGUUCUUUCAGAGGCUCUACGAGGCGGAAGAGCGAUGAAAAGAGAUGUGUAGAGCAGAAACCUCACUACGCCUGCAUGGAAGGCAAACUUUAAUACCAGAUAUCCACAAAAUGUGACAAAACUUGCCAGAGUUCACACUUUGGGAUCCGCACGCGGUGCUGUAUUCCUCUAAAUUACUGUACAGAACUUUACCAACCGGGUGGAAACACUUUUAGUUUUCUUCUUGGGGAGUUUUUUUAAUUUACACGUUUAGUGAAAAAAAAAUCCAAAAAGGAUUGUUAGUUUCUGUUCCUUGAUGAACACUGUACAAAUACUGUAUAAAUAGCUGUAAUAUAUAAAUGGUCACCCUGAUUUUUUUUUUUUUUUUUUUUUUAAAUACUCGAAUGCUGCUCACCCACAGACUCAGGUUUGAUAACUACUCGUGUUAUGUGUCAUUUUUAGUGGUUAACUAUCUGGUGCAAACUGGUGCGAAACACAAGGACCAGGAAACGGCUUCUUGGUGUGCAAGAAUAGUGCGUUAGACUGUGAAAUCAUUGGUUUGUUUUAAUAAACCGAGCACUAAAUUUUAUUUCACAAACCCAAAGUUUUUCUUUUCAAGAGCAAAAGCAGUCAAAGAGUAGAAGCAGAACAGUUUAGGCUAAUGAGAGGAAUCUCGACAGUGGCUUAUUUGUACUGGGAUCCUGUCUGAAACUAGAAACUUUUAUAAGUCUUUUCAAAGUUAGAUGGUCUGCAAUACCAAAUUCUGAGCAUUUGUUCCAGUUCUCAAGAUUUUUAAUUUUAAACAUGGUUUGUAUAAUUCUCGUCUUUUAAGUUCACAAAUUAUGAUUUGUGUAUGAAAACAAAAGGGCUUUAGAAUGUAAAUCUUUUUAGUGUUAUUGUUUUAAAAUGUUCCUUGGGGCAAUGCUGUACUGAGAUGUACAUAGAGUAUAUUGUUUAAAAGAAAGAAGUGUAAUUUAAUCUGGACCAUUGAAUUUCUCGCCCUGGUUCGAUCACACAAACUCCCGAUGUGCAUUUACGCUGGGUGUGGUCUACAGCAGGGCAGCAGUUGCCUUUAUAGUGCAUGAGAUGCUUCCAGCCCCCAUUACCAACUACAAGUCACUUUAAAUGUUUCUAACUGCAGACAGAAACGGAUCCUGCCAAUAAAUAGUAGAAUUGAGACACACUCAAACUGUGACACCAGCUACAUCAACUAUGGUCCUGUAUCAGGAAAACAAGUUAAAAUAAAAAUGUAAUCUGUGUGAUUCUUACAGGAAAGUGUGCGUGCGUGCGUGGGGGGGGGUGUGUGUGUGUGUGCGCGCGUGGUUCAGGGCUGUACUGAAGUGUGUUUAACUUUAAUUGGGUUGGUCGAGAGAUGGAUAAAUCACCUGCCCACAUUGUACCGUAGCAUGUGAAAUUUGUAGAAUGUAAAACAAGUAAAGCUGAAAGAACUGUAUAUAAUACAA